AUGGAAGAAUUAACGCCCAUCGCCUCGCUGCGGUCACUGAUACUAGAUCUGCCGCCGAGCUGUGCUGAGUUUUGCCCGGCGCACCCUGAGUAUUUGGUCGUGGGCACGUACAAUUUGCAAAAGGACGACCAAGCCGAGGCAACAGCAUCGGAUGCUCAAGAGGAGGGUGACGCUCCGGCAGCUCCCAAGCCCCAGAGCCGGAAUGGCAGCCUUGUCGUUCUCAAGCUUCAAGGCGAUGACAUAUCGAUAGUGCAGACCGUUAUGCAGCCCUCUGCUCUGCUGGAUCUUCGCUUCCACCAGACCAUGCCGGAAUUCCACAACAUCUUGGCGGUGGUAUCAAGUACCGGAACCCUGGCCAUGUUCAAGUUCGACCCGCUUGGAUAUGCCAGCGCACCAUUGCAGCAUCUUACCACCAGCAGAUGCGAUGACUUGGAUGAAGACGUCCUCUUUCUGCAAUGCAAUUGGCACCCAAUUGCCAACAGGGUCCUUGGGGUCACCACCUCCACCGGCCUAGCAAGACUGUUGCUGCUUAAUGAUGAGUGGAAGAUUGCAAAAUCAGCCGAUGUGGCCAUUCAGAACUCUCUUGAAGCUUGGUGCAUAGCUUUCUCCCCAGCAGAUGCUACUUCAGACGCAACAAACCAGCCAAUCUCGGUCUACUGCGGGGGAGACGACUCUGCGCUUCGAUAUACGACCUGUCACUGGGAGGGCGGCGAUGAACAAAGCGAUUCAUCAUCAAUCUUAACUGUGCCGUUUGGGCCCAUAGCUAUAAAGGGACAGCAUGAUGCAGGAGUUACUGCGAUUCUGCCCCUGCGGCUAUCAGCCCAAGAUCAUGGUAGAAUAGUCAUCACUGGUAGCUACGACGAUCAUCUUCGAGUCUUUUCCAUUCAGGACCUUCAUGAGUCCUGUGGCAUAAAGCGUGUGCAGCUUCUUACAGAUGCGAACCUCGGCGGUGGUGUAUGGAGGCUGAAGCUGAUCGAUAUCCAGACAGUGGAUAGUUCGACGAGGAUUCGAAUCCUGGCCUCUUGCAUGUACGCUGGAGCCAGGCUCGUCGAGAUCGUAACGGACAACAGUGGCCAGAGCUGGAAAUGCGUAGUCUUGGCCCAGUUUGAAGAACAUAAGAGCAUGAAUUAUGCCUCGGACAUUUCAAGCCUGUAUCCCACGGUGGACGGGAGGAUACGCGUUGUGUCGACCAGCUUCUAUGAUAAACUGCUCUGCCUGUGGGAAUAUGAGCCAUGA
Messenger RNA from Trichoderma gamsii, 1236 nucleotides. RefSeq lists its product as hypothetical. The transcript is spliced from 2 exons. Gene Ontology annotation, molecular function: protein binding. Bases 1 to 1236 code for a protein of 411 amino acids. NCBI's taxonomy places the organism in Eukaryota, Fungi, Ascomycota, Sordariomycetes, Hypocreales, Hypocreaceae. The record is from RefSeq and is a predicted model, not a curated record.